Molecule: messenger RNA, 1528 nt
Organism: Microplitis demolitor
Lineage: Eukaryota; Metazoa; Arthropoda; Insecta; Hymenoptera; Braconidae
Exons: 2
Coding region: 50-718 (222 amino acids)
Source: RefSeq, a predicted model, not a curated record
GUUUCAUUUUAUAAAUUAAAAAAAAGUAAUUUAUUAUUUUUUUUUUAAAAUGAAUUAUAUAACAAGUUUGUGUAUAAUAUUUUUCAUAUAUUUAUCAAAAAUAAACGGUUCGCCUCAAAUAACAAAGCUAGUGCCGUUGGAUGACUGGAUUGCCUUCAAAGAACGUUCAAGCCAAGUCAAACCGUUGGAUAAAUUAUUUGGAAAAUUACGAGCGACUUAUGAUUUUAUUUUUCACAGACCUGAUAAUGUUAGCAAUGUUGAAAAAAUAAUUGCUGAUGACAAGUCUUGGAAUAGCGAAGAAAAUUUAAAUAAUAAAAGUAAUGAUAAAUUUAUUGCUCCAAUGUUGCCACUAUUCAAUCACAUUGCGUUUAAAAACAAUAAUAAUAAUAAAAAUGAAGACGAUGUAAAUAAAAAUUUAUAUAUUCAAUUAUAUCCAAAAGAAAAUGUAAUAAUGUCAACAAGGGAGAGUUCAAUAUCUCGUAUAUCCAAAGAUAAUGAAUGGCCGGAUGAUAUAGAGACUAUAGAACCAUUGAGUCAAGUAGAAAUUGAUAAUGAGAAUAUUGAUAGAUCAGUUGAAGCAGUGACACCAUCACAAUCAGGAUUUCAAUUUCCCAUUGCUAUAGUUCGUGCUUUUGCCAAGUGGCUUGAAUCCAUUCUCGGUUACACACAUCAAGCUUAUUCAAUAAUUACUCAAAAAAAUAACUCAUUCAUUCAUUAAUUAUUAUUAUUUUUUUUUCGCAACUAAAGGUGUUCGAAUAGUUCGAAUUAUUCGUAUCGAACUAUUCGAUUCGAAGUUCGAAAUUUUGAAUUAUUCGUAAAGUUUUUUGGGAACGUCUUUAAAUUUUAAUAGUUUUUGGAAUAAUUCAAAUUUUUAUUAGAGGUAAAUAGAACCCAAACACGAAUCUAUGAAAAAAUUAUUUUUGAUUACUUUAAAAACUUAGCUCACUAUUAAAUAAAAAUUGAAUAUUUGAAAGCUGACCAAAAUUUUCUCAAUUAGAAUCGAGCAAUUUGAAAAGUUAAAAGUCGAUAUUUUAAUUAGCAAAUUAUCUAAUUUAUAUUUUUUAGAAAGUGAUUCUGUGCAAUUUUCAGAUAGUGAUAGUAAGAAAAAAUAUUUGAGUAAUCUAAACAAAAAUAUUAUAUAUAUAAUAGAUAUGAGAUUGAUUUUUAGAUAAAAAAAAAAUUUUUUUAAUUACUUUUUUUUGCAUAAAUGGAGAAUUUUCUGACAUGUAGAGACAAUUUGCUAAUUAGUGUCAAAAUAAUUUAAAAACUUUCGGAUUAUAAAAUUGACACAUAAUUUGAAAAGAUGAAUUAUUCGAAAAUAUUGAAAUAAUAUGAGAAGAUUUGAAGUAUUCGAAUGUUUCGAAUUAUUUGAAAAUUUUCGAAUUCGGAAAUUUGAAUUAUUCAAUUGAAACCCGAUUCGCACAUCCAUACUCACAACAUAAUCGAUACUAAAAAUGUAUUUACAUAUCUAUGACUACAUAUGUGUAAUCACUGUACUUUCAUUUCAAAUAAAAUUAAAUAUAUACUA